This is a messenger RNA of Cherax quadricarinatus, 570 nucleotides long. Lineage: Eukaryota; Metazoa; Arthropoda; Malacostraca; Decapoda; Parastacidae. The record is from RefSeq and is a predicted model, not a curated record.
AUGAGCCAAGAUACAAGAAAUUGCACCAAAAAAGAAGAAUAUAAAGACGGAUUCUUCGUUGAGGUUGGCGCCGUUGACGGGGAAUACUUAAGCAACUCGUUGUACUUCGAGAGAAAUCGGGGCUGGACGGGCCUUCUGAUAGAACCUUUUCCAGAAACCUACAAACAACUUUUAAGUAAACAAAGAAAGGCCUACUCAAUAAACGCAGCACUUGCCUUGAACAACGUUUCCUCUGAAGUCGGUUAUUUGAAGUUUAUGGGAUGUGUCUGCAGUUCUAGAGUGUUCAGCUAUAAAAGGAAUAUCCUUUCCCACCUGUACUCCAUUCUUAUGGCAGUUAAUGUGACAGUAGUUGACUUUUUCUCCCUCGAACUUGAGGGCGUAUUAAGAACAAUUCCUUGGGACAAGAUCACAUUCCGUCUCAUGUGUGUGGAGAUCAACCAUAUUCCAGAAGGUCCAAAUGUUCUUAUAGAAUAUGUGAAGCUUCAGGGUUACAAGUUCCUUGGUAUCAAAGGUAUUGACGCCUGGUUCGGCUGGCCAAAACUCUUAAAACAAACCAUGAAAAGCAUUUAA